UGGGGAUUUCUGACGACAUCAAUCGCUUGGACAAUCGCAGCUACCAAGGGUCCGAUACAAUGAUACCUUCAAAUUCUUAUGCAUAGCCAACGUUGAUUCCAAAUCAUCACUUUUCCUUCUAUUCAUGAUUCCAUCCUGUGUAAACCUCUUAUCAUUGUACGAAUAUAUAUACCGUAGCUUUCCAACAGAUAGGUAAUGCGAUUACCUCCGUUCUCCAAUUUGCUUCGUACUUUCUACUCCUUCUCUUACUUUGCUAGAGUGCGCCCCUUAACUCAACAAACCCAACAUUCAUUACUACGCAAUCCAUCGACUUUGAGGUCUAUGCCGACUAUACCCUUCCUCGGGAGCCUAUUUGGAUCAAGCCCGAAUCAAUCUAGCGCCAUGUCGUAUCCAGACCAGAGAUCCGCCGAUGAGUGGCGUGCUGUUCUUACCAAAGAGCAAUUCAGAAUUCUUAGGGAAAAGGGGACUGAGGCCCCAGGGUCUGGUAAAUACGAUAAAUUCUUUUCCGAGUCUGGAGUAUAUACAUGUGCCGGUUGUAAUGCACCCCUGUAUAAGGCAAACCACAAGUUCAAGUCUGGCUGCGGAUGGCCGGCUUACUUCGACAGCAUUCCUGGCGCUGUCACGAGGCACGAGGAUAAGUCUUGGGGUAUGGCAAGAACUGAGAUAUGCUGUGCCAACUGCGGCGGUCACCUAGGCCAUGUUUUUAAGGGCGAGGGGUACCCUACGCCAACCGACGAGAGACACUGCGUCAACAGUAUUAGCUUGAAUUUCUCCCCCGAAGAUAAGCCAGCAGAAACCAAGUGAAGCAGAAUAUUGGCGCAGGGUUGAGGUCAUGAUGUACGAGUGGAUGUUUCUCAUGAUGUUUAGUGGGCAGGGAAGGCAAAAGCAUAAUGGAUGAACGAUGCUAGUAAAUGUGAGCUUUAGUUGUUUUAUCUUCCUUAUCAAGCCAGACGAGUUUACGCUUAGUGGAUAAUGCCGUCAGUAGCAUAACUUUUGGCAUAUAUGCACCUUUGCUCUCCCAAUUCGUUCCUUCAAGUACAUUCUGUUGUCCUUUUGUAAGGAGAGACUUGGACAGGAAGCGAGGAGCAAGCGCGAAAGCUUCGAUGGUCUCUAGCUAUAUUUAGACCGGUGUAAUGAAAUAUUUCACAUUAAUAUGCCA
Annulohypoxylon truncatum is the source of this 1159-nucleotide messenger RNA. RefSeq names its product SelR-domain-containing protein. Gene Ontology annotation, molecular function: peptide-methionine (R)-S-oxide reductase activity. NCBI's taxonomy places the organism in Eukaryota, Fungi, Ascomycota, Sordariomycetes, Xylariales, Hypoxylaceae. Gene Ontology annotation, biological process: protein repair; response to oxidative stress. Bases 196 to 804 code for a protein of 202 amino acids. The record is from RefSeq and is a predicted model, not a curated record. The transcript has 2 exons.